UCGCGGCGGGGGGGCGGGGCCCGGGGAGGGGAGCAGAGGAGCCGCCAUGGGGGUGAAGCUGGAGGUGUUUCGGAUGCUGCUCUACCUCUCCUUCCCCGUCACCAUGUUCUGGGUGUCCAACCAGGCCGGCUACUUCGAGGAGCACGUGGUGCGCAGGAAGCGGGAGAUUUUCCCACCGGAGGACCCCGAGCGGCGCAGGGAGAUGCGGGAGUUCAAGCGGCGGCUGCAGAAGAUGCAGGAGGAGAAGCUGCCGCGGGCGAGCCGCGACUGAGGGCGGGGACGCGGGGACGGGUCCUGAUGCCACCACGGCGACCUGACGCCAUCGCCGGGGCCACGUGGAUGCGUCCUGGUGCCAUCACGGCGACCUGAUGCCAUCGCCGGGGCCACGUCAGCAAAGGAGGGGACACAUGGACAUGUUCUGACAUCAUCACGGUGACCUGACGCCAUCACCGUGGCCGUAACGGUGACUAAGGGGACACGUGGACACAUCCUGAUAGGUGACGGUGUCCUGACACCAUCGCUGUGGCCACGUUGGUGACAGCAGGGACAUGUGGACACGUCCUGACAUCAUUACGGUGACCUGACACCAUCGCUGUGGCCACGUCGGUAAAGGAGGGGACACGUGGACAUGUUCUGACACCAUCAUGGUGUCCUCACACCAUCGCCGUGGCCACGUUGGUGACAGCAGGGACACGUGGACACGUCCUGACAUCAUCACGGUGACCUGACACCAUCGCUGUGGCCAUAAUGGUGACGCGGGGACACAUCCCGGUACGGUGACGGUGUCCUGACACCUGAUGGCAUCUCCAUGGCCACGUCAGUGAAGGAAGGGACACGUGGACACGUCCUGACACCAUCACAGCAUCCUGACACCAUCGCCAUGGCCACAUCAGUGACAGCAGUGACACGUGGAUGCAUCCUGAUGCCAUCACAGUGUCCUGACACCAUCGCCGUGGCCACGUCGGUAAAGGAGGGGACACGUGGACAUGUUGUGACACCAUCACGGUGUCCUGACACCAUCGCCGUGGCCACAUUGGUGACAGCAGGGACAUGUGGACACGUCCUGACAUCAUCACGGUGACCUGACACCAUCGCUGUGGCCAUAACGGUGACACAUGGACACAUCCUGGUACGGUGACGGUGUCGUGACACCUGAUGGCAUCUCCAUGGCCACGUCAGUGACGGCAGGGACACGUGGACAUGUCCUGAUACCAUCACAGCGUCCUGACACCAUCACCGUGGCCAUAACGGUGACGCGGGGACACAUCCUGGUACGGUGACGGUGUCGUGACACCUGAUGGCAUCUCCAUGGCCACGUCAGUGACGGCAGGGACACGUGGACAUGUCCUGAUACCAUCAUAGCGUCCUGACACCAUCACCGUGGCCAUAACGGUGACGCGGGGACACAUCCUGGUACGGUGACGGUGUCGUGACACCUGAUGGCAUCUCCAUGGCCACGUCAGUGACGGCAGGGACACGUGGACAUGUCCUGAUACCAUCACAGCGUCCUGACACCAUCACCAUGGCCAUAACGGUGACGCGUGGACACAUCCUGGUAUGGUGACGGUGUCGUGACACCUGAUGGCAUCUCCAUGGCCACGUCAGUGACGGCAGGGACACGUGGACAUGUCCUGAUACCAUCACGGUGUCCUGACACCAUCACCGUGGCCGUAACGGUGACGCGUGGACACAUCCUAGUACGGUGACGGUGUCGUGACACCUGAUGGCAUCUCCAUGGCCACGUCAGUGACGGCAGGGACACAUGGACAUGUCCUGAUACCAUCACGGCGUCCUGACACCAUCACCGUGGCCAUAACGGUGACGCGUGGACACAUCCUAGUACGGUGACAGUGUCCUGACACCAUCGCCGUGGCCACGUCGGUGACAGCAGGGACAAGUGGACAUGUCGUGACAUCAUCAUGGUGCCCUCACACCAUCGCCGUGGCCACGUUGGUGACAGCAGGGACAUGUGGACACGUCCUGACAUCAUCACAGUGACCUGACACCAUCGCUGUGGCCAUAAUGGUGACGCGGGGACACAUCCUGGUACAGUGACAGUGUCCUGACACCUGAUGGCAUCUCCAUGGCCACGUCAGUGAAGGAAGGGACACGUGGACAUGUCCUGACACCAUCGCCAUGGCCACAUCAGUGACAGCAGUGACACGUGGAUGCAUCCUGAUGCCAUCACAGUGUCCUGACACCAUCGCCGUGGCCACGUCGGUAAAGGAGGGGACACGUGGACAUGUUCUGACACCGUCACGGUGUCCUGACACCAUCACCAUGGCCACGUUGGCGAAGGAGGGGACAUGUGGACACAUCCUGACACCAUCGAGGUGACCUGACACCAUCGCCAUGGCCAUGUUGGUGACAGCAGGGACACGUGGACGUGUUCUGACACCAUCACGGUGACCUGACACCAUCGCCAUGGCCAUGUUGGUGACAGCAGGGACACGUGGACGUGUUCUGACACCAUCACGGUGACCUGACACCAUCGCCGUGGCCACGUCGGUGACAGCAGGGACACGUGGACAUGUCCUGAUGCCCUCACGGUGACCUGACACCAUCGCCAUGGCCUUGUUGGUGACAGCAGGGACACGUGGACGUGUCCUGACACCAUCACGGCGUCCUGACACCAUUGCUGUGGCCUUAACGGUGACUGAGGGGACACAUGGACACAUCCUGGUACGGUGACGGUGUCCUGACACCAUCGCCAUGGCCACGUCGGUGACGGAGGGGACACGUGGCCACAGCCCGGCCCCGUGACAGCAUCCUGAUGCCGUCGCUGUGGCCACAGCGGUGACGGAGGGGACACCGUGGCCACGUCCUGAGGCCAUCACCGGGGCCGUGUCGGUGACAAAGGGGACACGUGGCUGUGGCCUGACACUGCGGUGGCAUCUUGGUGAUGGAGGGGACACAUGGACACGUCCUGACACCGUCAUGGUGUCCCGACACUGUUGCCGUGGCCACAUUGGUGACAGAGGGGACACUUGGACAUGUCCUGCCACCACGGGCACCUCCUGACGUCAUCGCCGGGGCCGUAUCGGUGACACAGGGGACACGUGGUUGUGACCUGACACCGUAACGGUGUCCUGACCCCAUUGCCGUGGCCAUAGCGGUGACACGGGGGACACACGGUGGCCUGAUGCCAUCACUGUGUCAUGUCAGUGACGGAGAGGACACAUGGGGACCCCGCGGUGUCCCCAGGCCACAAUAAACGGUGCUGGCUCCUU
Messenger RNA from Dromaius novaehollandiae (emu), 3230 nucleotides. Its product is annotated as protein PET100 homolog, mitochondrial. NCBI's taxonomy places the organism in Eukaryota, Metazoa, Chordata, Aves, Casuariiformes, Dromaiidae. The transcript is spliced from 4 exons. The record is from RefSeq and is a predicted model, not a curated record. Gene Ontology annotation, biological process: mitochondrial respiratory chain complex IV assembly. Gene Ontology annotation, cellular component: mitochondrial inner membrane; mitochondrion. The coding region runs from base 47 to 271 and encodes 74 amino acids.